This is a messenger RNA of Fopius arisanus, 712 nucleotides long. RefSeq names its product Bprotein-1 related complex subunit 7 (gene BORCS7). Gene Ontology annotation, cellular component: BORC complex. NCBI's taxonomy places the organism in Eukaryota, Metazoa, Arthropoda, Insecta, Hymenoptera, Braconidae. The record is from RefSeq and is a predicted model, not a curated record. The transcript is spliced from 3 exons. Bases 294 to 611 code for a protein of 105 amino acids.
AACAGCUGAUCGAUUCCCAAAUAAAAAAUAAUAAAGAAACUACCCCCGCGUACUGCUAUUGUCCAUAAGUGAAUGCAUUUUUCUGAUUAUUUCAUCGAUUUAUUAAACCUUUCAAUAUAUCUCUUAAAAUUUCAAUAACUCAACCUUAAUAGUGCGUCGUUUGCAUUAUCGAAUUAUAUUAGUGUUCGUUUAUUCCUGAGUAAAUCCAUCUGUAUGAAUUAUUACAUGUGCAAAGAUUGUCCAGAAUUCAGUGAAAUAGUUCCAGUAAAACUGAAUCCUGAAAUUAGGGAAUUAUGGCCUCAGCAUCAAGUACCAGUGCUCGAAGUUUAUUUGUGGAGUCAAAAAUUCGUUUGGCAGAUAAAGUACAAGUCAAUGUGAACAACAUAGCAUCCUUAGCCAGACAAAUUCAACGGGGAUCCAAGAGUUCUGAGACUUUAAUGCACGCAGCGAAGAAUUUCGCCCAACAGGAGCAUGGACUGGAAAAUGCUGAAAACAACCUGAACAAGCUCAUGCUCAUUACGUCCCACCUGGAGUACCAGUUGAACGCAGUCGACAGGAGUUCUGCAAAACUCGAGGAUGUCACCGAACAAGUCAGGGCAAUGCAACGAUAAACAAUAGUCUCAAGGGGCCCCUGUGAAUCCGAUGAGAGGAACUUUUCCCUCCAAACUGUGCCUCGUAAGGGUUAUAGCCUUUCCAACGUAUCCAAGAUCUU